Molecule: messenger RNA, 1127 nt
Organism: Hibiscus syriacus
Lineage: Eukaryota; Viridiplantae; Streptophyta; Magnoliopsida; Malvales; Malvaceae
Exons: 2
Coding region: 128-757 (209 amino acids)
Source: RefSeq, a predicted model, not a curated record
GCGCUUGGUAUUUCCCGUUAACCUGCUCCCUCAAAUCUGAGAGUAUCCACUUUUUCAUCAGCUCAUCUCAGAGUCUAGGACAUAGGAGACUACCAAAAACUCUCCAAGAAAACAAUCCCAAAUAGACAUGGAGCAGGAGCAGGAGCAGGAGCAGGGACAAGAAGCGCCGCCGUCCACUUCUCCCACUUCGACACCACCUCUUCUUCCCCCGCCUGCGUCAUCGUCGUCAUACACGUUGUUCUUAACGAUUAUGAGCAAAAGGAGAACAUGGGUAUUUCUGUUUGUGCUGGUUUACGCCAUACUUUUAGCUUCUUCGUGGAAUUCCCUGAAAUCGAUACUUUCUUGGUACAAACACCAAUCCCGAUACGCUUCUCCUUCUUCGGUUUGGCCUGCCCUCUAUGCCUCCGUUCUCCUCGGUGCCGUUUUCGGGGUGCUUUCCAUGGUUGCGGCGCUGACUGUGGUGGUGCCGGCCACUCUGGUCACCUGGAUAACUAUCGUAGUCUUGCUCGCUUUCUUUGGGAAACCAAAGCGGACUUUGGUGCUGGAAGGGAGGAAAAUCACUAGAGAAAUCGCUGGCUUCGUGUUCAAGAUUUUGUUGAAGGAAGGGAACCUUGUGGCUGCUGUUUGUGCUGUUUUGGGUUACUUCGCACUCUUCAGGAAGAACUCCGGGCAGUACGGUGUACCAAAUAACUUUGCGGUUGCGGCUUCCAAACGUGAACGACAUCGACAAGAAUCACGAUGCAAUUGCCGCAGUUAGCAGAGCAAUACGGUGUACCAAAGAUCUUUGCGUGCUGGCAAGCCAAGUAUCCGUUCAUGAAUGCCAUGGACAUAGGAGCAAAGAAUCCCAGCAUUGAUGUUGGAGCAACACAUCACUACCCUCGUGUUGCAGAUGGCAAACAGAUCGAACUUCCUUAGCAUGAUUGCAGCUCUUUUUGCAAUGGCAUUCUCCUUAUAACUCUCAUAUUUGGUAUUGGGUUUUAUAAAGGGUGUUGAUCGAGAGCAUUGUGGUCAAGUCUUAGGGGAUAGCCAUGUGAAUGGCUGCACAAUAGAUGAACCAGAUAAUUGGCUAAAAUUAUAUGAACCAAUCUAUAUUGUUCUUUCAAAUUGAAAGUCAUCAGCUUUUUUUU